AUGCCUGACGAUCCUUCUGGUUCUAAACGACAACGUGUCAGCAAAGCUUGUGAACAAUGCAGACGAAAAAAAGUGAAAUGUGACGGGGCGUUGCCUCUGUGUGGCAAUUGUGUCGCUUUGCAGAUUCAAUGCACGUACAAGGAGUCUACUCGAAAGCGUGGGCCUCCCAAAGGAUACAUUGAAGCCAUUGAAGGACGAUUACAUCGAUUGGAAGCACUAUUAGGCAGUAUAGUGCAAGAGGGCGAUCCAAGAUUUCAAGCUGUUAUGAACGAAUUGAAUGCACCCUUAGAAACGGCAUAUGGAGAACUUGUACGACCUCGACCUAUGCAACGGGCAAUGAUUGCUGGUUUUGAGGAGCCGGCUGAUAUGCGCAACGUGGAGGAGAUGCACCGACAUCACAAUGAUCCUGGCAAGAUGGCAACAGUGGAUUCAGUUAACGACAACAUGUGCAAUGUAUCUAUUGAUGAAAGUGGCCAAUUGCGAUAUUAUGGCAGAUCAUCGGGAUUCUAUAUGCUUCAAGGCAGCAAGAACUUCCACAAUGGUUCAUUUCAAUUUAGCUCUGGUGGACAAGAAGCAGCUGCUGGUGGGAUUAGAGUGGAUCCUUUUGAGAUGCCCCCUGAAGAUCUUUCCAAUCAUCUGCUUGAUUUGUAUUUCAAGUAUUUCUAUCCCCUCAUACCGUUGCUACACAAGAAAAAGUUCAUGCGCUCGCUCAACGACAAGAGUAACCCGCCAUCACCUUUGCUGUUAAAUGCAAUAUAUGCAGUUGCAUCACGUGUCUCAUCCGACUCUCGUGUGCGUACAGAUCCUGAUCAACCCGAUACAGCAGGCGAAGUCUUUUUCGAACGUGCUCGGCUACUUCUUGACCUUGAAUUCAAUAACUUUCGCAUAUCGACGGUGCAAUCCCUGUUACUUAUGAGCAGUCAUCAAAAUGGUGCAUUAAGACCUACUCGAGGAUGGAUCUAUAGUGGCAUGGCAUUCCGCAUGGCACAAAAUCUGGGAUUGCACAGGAAUUGUGACACAUGGAAUUUAUCUGAAGAGGAGAAACAAGAACGUAAACGAACAUUCUUUUGCUGCUUUGUCAUUGAUCGACUUACAUGUGCAAUGCAUGGCCGUUCACCAAUGAUCGAUGAGCGUGAUUAUGAUACACCAUAUCCGACUGAGAAUGACGAAGACGAUAUCGGUCGAACACCACGCAUUAUGGAGAACUUUACUCAAUUGAUUCGACUUUGCGAGAUUUUGGGAGAUAUAUUGCGUGAUUUGUACAUGGUCAAAGGAAGAAAACAACUCUCAGUGAUGGCUACUCCGGAUAGCGUUAUUUCAACAUUGGAUCGAGCACUCAACCAGUGGAUGGCCAAAUUACCACCUUCACUACGCUAUCGUCCUCCCAACACUCGAUUAGCAGAAACUGCACCAGCGCCGGCGUUGGAGACUUGUCAGCUGCACAUGCUCUUUUACACAACACUGAUAUUAUUGCAUCGACCAUUCAUUCCAGGUUCAACACAAAACAUUGCACCAUCUGUUUAUCCCUCUGCAUCGAUUUGUACAUUUGCUGCCAACAAGAUCCUCGAUAUUGCAGAAUCAUUGCUUGCUGAAGGACGUCUCACAAGCGUCAACAAUUAUACGCUCUAUUUCAUGUUCACGGCUGGUGUUAUCUUUAUCUACAAUGCACAAUCCACGGAUAGCAUGUUUGCAUUUGAGGCCAAGAUUAGUAUCAACAAGCUGAUGCGAGCUAUGGAUGAGAUGGAAAAAACGUGGAUUACAUCAGCUCGACAUUGCAAUAUCCUUGGCGAACUUGCUGGUCUUCGUGAAAUCAAUCUCAGUGGCAUUGAUGAUAGCUAUAGCAGGAAAGCUUCAGAGUCAAAGUUACAAGUGGCGCCCGCCUCCAUUGCAGUGCCUAAUUCACCCAUCAUGGAAUCUGAACAACACAUACACGAAGGCAUGGAUGAGAAAUACAGCAACUAUUAUUCUGCUCUUGAUGGUCAAUCACCCCCACGUCCUGUUGAAUCACCUCCUCGCAGCUUUAACCCCCAAACAACUGAACCACAACAAUCACAAACAAUACCUUUGUCUGCGCAACAACCACCACUACAGCAACAACAAGAUCAACAACAGCCAGGUGCAUACGAUCCCCUUGGUACUGCGUUUUGGGGUAUUCCGACUUCGUUUGAUUUGGAGGAAUGGAAUAUCUAUUUGCAACAGCAACAAACAUCAAACAACACUGCCAUGAAUGGUCAAGAAAAGCAACAAUACUGGUAG
Lichtheimia ornata is the source of this 2256-nucleotide messenger RNA. RefSeq lists its product as uncharacterized. The transcript has 5 exons. The coding region runs from base 1 to 2256 and encodes 751 amino acids. NCBI's taxonomy places the organism in Eukaryota, Fungi, Mucoromycota, Mucoromycetes, Mucorales, Lichtheimiaceae. The record is from RefSeq and is a predicted model, not a curated record. Gene Ontology annotation, molecular function: DNA-binding transcription factor activity, RNA polymerase II-specific; zinc ion binding; DNA binding. Gene Ontology annotation, biological process: DNA-templated transcription; regulation of DNA-templated transcription.